This is a messenger RNA of Cylicostephanus goldi, 362 nucleotides long. The record is from the annotation of a GenBank genome assembly. NCBI's taxonomy places the organism in Eukaryota, Metazoa, Nematoda, Chromadorea, Rhabditida, Strongylidae.
AUGAAUGUGGUGGGAACGCCAGACGAGGAGUUUUUGGCGAAAAUUCAGUCUGAAGAAGCUAGGAACUACAUCAGGUUAGCGAAUUUGCCCAGGAUGCCUCGCAAAGAUUUUAGAAGGUUGUUCUCGACGGCUAGUCCGGCAGCAGUUGACUUGCUAGAGAAAAUGCUUCAGCUUGAUCCCGAUUACAGACCGACGGCUGCAGAAGCUAUGGAGCAUGAAUACCUUGCUGCGUAUCACGACGAGACGGACGAGCCGGUUGCUGAAGAGCUGGACCUUGACGAAGGAGUGGAGACAACCAACAUAGAUGAAUGGCGGCGGUUGAUUUGGGACGAAAUUGAGGACUUUGCCGUGAGUAGUUGAGA